UGAAUGCUGAAUGAGAUAGAGGGAGACAGAAUCUGCUGGGCGCUCAGCUCCAGAGUUUCAGAUCCAGCAGGCUAAGCAGCCAGAGCGAAAGAAGAGCAGAGGCGGCUGCGCUGGCACUGCCAGAGAGCAGCAGAAGCAGGACACACUCCUAUUCCUAUAACUAGACAAGGAGACAGACACUCCCCUCUAUACAGGACACUCGCAGCCAAGUGCUACAUUGGGACAAACGCAUCAAAACUUCACUCCCACCCCACUAGCAAGGGGAAGUGGGAAGAAGAACUGCAUGUCUGUGUUGAUGGAUUAUUUGAAAUUCGUUUUAGUUUUGCAACCACUGAUUUUAUGAUUUUUUUUUUAAACUCUCUUGUGAUUUUAAUUUUUGUUGCUGUUGUUUCUGUACUCUUGGAUCGGUAAUGGGGAAAGUACUUUUAAGUUGCCUGCUGACUUUGGCUGGAGUUCUGCGUGCAGUUGCAUACACAGGUAGCUGUACUUUUGAUGAGCCAUUCCAGACCUGUGGCUAUAGUCAGUCUGAACACAAUGAUAUCAGCUGGGAGCAGGUAAAUACGCUGCUAAAACCGCCCUCUGAUCCAUGGAUGCCAUCAGGGUCAUUUAUGAUGGUGAAUGCUUCUGGAAAUUUUUCUGGUAAAAAGGCAGUCCUCUUGUUACCUCAGCUCAAAGAGAAUGACACACACUGUAUUGACUUCCACUACUUCGUAUCAAGCAAGAGUGGAUCCCUCCCAGGGUCUAUGAAUAUUUAUGUGACUGUAAAUAAUGGGCAGCUAGGAAGCCCUAUCUGGAAUAUAUCAGGGACUGCGACUGGCACAUGGAACCGAGCAGAACUGGCUAUAAGCACCUUUUGGCCAAAUUUUUACCAGGUUUAUUUUGAAGUGAUUACGUCUGGACAACAUGGAUACUUAGCUAUUGAUGAAGUGACAGUUCAUGGUCAUUCUUGCCAAAAAACACCUCAUUUCCUAAAAGUCCAAAAUGUGGAAGUUAACGCUGGACAUUUUGCCACAUUUCAGUGCACAGCAAAUGGAAAGACUUCAACAGCAGACAGUUUUUGGUUGCAGGGCGCCAACGGAAAAGAUGGUGCUUUGAAGGACAUAAAUGUGCGUAACUCACGUCAGUUUAUAACCAUGUUUACUGUAGUGAACACAACAAAAAGAGAUGCUGGCAAUUAUCGUUGCAUGAUCCGAACUGAAGGAGGAGUGGGAGUAUCAAACUAUGCAGAACUUAUUGUUAAAGAGCCACCUGUUCCCAUUGCACCACCUCAGCUUUCAUCAGUGGGAGCAACCUACCUGUGGAUCCAGCUGAAUGCAAACUCAAUUAAUGGUGAUGGUCCCAUCAUAGAGAGAGAGGUGGAAUAUCGUACCACAAGUGGCAGCUGGUAUGACAUACAGCCUGUAGACUCUCCCAGUUAUAAGAUCGGUCAUCUUGAUCCUGACACAGAAUAUGAGAUAAGUGUCCUGUUAACCAGGCCAGGGAAAGGAGGAACCGGCUCUCCUGGACCAGCACUGAGGACUCGAACAAAAUGUGCUGAUCCAAUGCAUGGGCCACGGAAAUUACAAGUGUUAGACAUAAAAUCCAAACAAAUCACCAUUCGUUGGGAGCCAUUUGGAUACAAUGUAACUCGCUGCCAUCGUUACAACCUCACCAUCCAGUACAGAUACCAGGUGGGAGGUCAAGAGCAAGUAAGAGAAGAGGUCAGCUGGGAUGCUGAAAGUUCCAACCCCCAGCACACAAUUACAAACCUGUCCCCAUUUACUAAUGUGAGCGUGAAGCUUGUGCUCAUGAAUCCAGAGGGAAGAAAAGAAAGUCUGGAGCUUAUAGUGCAGACCGAUGAAGAUGUUCCAAGUGCUGUGCCCCUUGAGUCAAUUCAAAGCACUACGUUCGAUGAGAAGAUCUUUCUGCAAUGGAGGGAGCCGGCUCAAACAUAUGGAAUAAUUACUUUGUAUGAGAUCUCUUACAAAGCAGUACGCUCCUUCGAUCCAGCAAUAGAUUUAUCCAAUCAAAGUGGACGGGUUUUAAAACUAGGAAAUGAAACACACUACCUUUUCUUUGGAUUGUAUCCUGGUACAACCUAUUCUUUUACAAUCAGAGCCAGCACAGCCAAGGGCUUUGGGCCUCCCAUAACAAAUCAGUUUACUACUAAAAUCUCAGCACCCUCAAUGCCAGCAUAUGAACUCGAAACACCUUUAAAUCAAACUGACAGCACAGUGACAGUCAUGCUGAAGCCAGCUCAGAGCAGAGGAGCUCCUGUCAGUGUUUAUCAGAUUAUUGUUGAGGAAGAACGCCCUCGAAGGACUAAAAAGACAACAACAGAAAUUCUGAAAUGUUUCCCAGUUCCCAUCCAUUUCCAGAACUCCUCAUUGCUGAAUUCCCAGUACUAUUUUGCUGCAGAGUUUCCAGCUAUCGGUCUUUUAACUUCCCUGCCAUUUACUGUGGGUGAUAACAAAACAUACAACGGUUACUGGAAUUCUCCACUUCUGCCUCACAAAAGCUACAGCAUAUAUUAUCAAGCUGCUAGCAGAGCGAAUGGGGAAACCAAAAUUGAUUGUGUAAGGAUAGCCACAAAAGGUGCUGCAACUCGUAAACCAGACCCUGAGCCUGAAAAGCAAUCAGACCACACAGUUAAAAUUGCUGGAGUCAUUGCAGGAAUUCUACUGUUUGUCAUCAUAUUACUUGGAGUUAUCUUACUGAUGAAGAAAAGAAGAAGCUAUAACUCCUACACAUAUUACCUGAAAUUAGCUAAGAAGCGGAAAGAAACUCUGAGUAGCACAAGACAGGAAAUGACAGUAAUGGUUAAUUCCAUGGAUAAAAGCUACACGGAGCAAGGCACCAACUGUGAUGAAGCGUUUUCUUUCAUGGACACGCACAAUCUAAAUGGCAGAUCUGUCUCAUCGCCUUCAUCCUUUACAAUGAAAACCAACACUUUAAGUACAACUGUGCCUAACUCAUACUACCCAGAUCCAUUUGUGCCAACUGCAAUUUUAGAAAAUCUGGAAUACCAGGACCAGAAUGGGAGUUUGAAAACCAGGACUGGACCAGAAUCUCAUGAGGAUAUGGAGUUAGAUGAAAACCACACAAAUAGUGAAACAAGCAGCUUGGCCCAGACACAUACUUACAAAAAGCGAGAAACAGUGGAUGUUCCAUACCAGACAGGCCAGCUACAUCCAGCCAUUCGAGUAGCAGAUUUGCUGCAACACAUCACACAGAUGAAAUGUGCUGAAGGCUAUGGAUUCAAAGAAGAAUAUGAAAGUUUCUUUGAAGGACAGACAGCACCCUGGGAGUCGGCAAAGAAAGAUGAGAACAGAAUGAAGAACAGAUAUGGGAAUAUCAUUGCCUAUGACCAUUCCAGAGUGAGAUUGCAGAGCACUGAUGAUGAAUCCAGCUCGGACUAUAUCAAUGGGAAUUAUAUUGAUGGUUACCAUAGACCAAAUCACUAUAUUGCCACACAAGGCCCAAUGCAAGAAACAGUAUACGACUUCUGGAGAAUGGUGUGGCAUGAAAACACUGCCAGUAUAAUCAUGGUGACCAACCUGGUAGAAGUUGGUAGGGUCAAAUGUUGCAAAUACUGGCCAGAUGAUACAGAGAUAUAUAAAGAUAUAAAAGUGACACUUAUUGAAACAGAGCUACUUGCAGAAUAUGUCAUAAGAACAUUUGCAGUUGAAAAGAGAGGUGUUCACGAAAUACGUGAAAUUCGUCAGUUCCACUUCACAGGUUGGCCAGACCAUGGUGUUCCGUACCAUGCUACAGGUCUUCUAGGCUUUGUACGGCAAGUUAAAGCUAAAAGUCCAUCCAAUGCAGGUCCUUUCGUCAUUCAUUGCAGCGCUGGAGCUGGCAGGACUGGCUGCUUUAUAGUCAUUGACAUCAUGCUUGACAUGGCAGAAAGAGAGGGCGUGGUAGAUAUUUAUAAUUGUGUAAGAGAACUUCGGUCUCGUAGAGUCAACAUGGUACAGACUGAGGAGCAGUAUGUAUUUAUUCAUGAUGCUAUAUUAGAAGCCUGUCUUUGUGGAGAUACAUCUAUAUCGGCAUCUCAGGUCAGAUCUGUUUUCUAUGAAAUGAACAAAGUGGACCCUCAGACAAACUCCAGUCAAAUUAAAGAGGAAUUUAGGACGUUAAACAUGGUGACUCCAACACUUCGAGUAGAAGACUGUAGUAUAGCACUUUUACCAAGGAAUCAUGAAAAGAACCGUUGUAUGGAUGUCUUACCUCCAGACAGAUGUCUCCCAUUUCUUAUAACGAUAGAUGGGGAGAGCAGUAACUACAUCAAUGCAGCACUGAUGGAUAGCUACGUGCAGCCUUCAGCUUUUAUAGUUACACAACAUCCCUUACCAAACACAGUUAAAGACUUCUGGAGACUGGUCCUUGACUAUCACUGCACAUCAAUAGUGAUGCUAAAUGAUGUAGAUCCUGCACAGUUAUGUCCUCAGUACUGGCCAGAAAACGGGGUGCACAGACACGGCCCUAUUCAAGUGGAAUUUGUAUCUGCUGACUUAGAAGAGGACAUUAUAAGCCGAAUAUUUAGAAUCUACAAUGCUGCAAGGCCUCAGGAUGGAUAUCGUAUGGUGCAACAGUUCCAGUUCUUGGGAUGGCCGAUGUACAGGGAUACUCCAGUGUCAAAACGAUCUUUCCUGAAACUUAUUCGGCAGGUGGACAAAUGGCAGGAAGAAUAUAAUGGAGGAGAGGGCCGGACGGUUGUACAUUGUUUAAAUGGAGGCGGCCGCAGUGGUACAUUUUCUGCAAUCAGUAUUGUAUGUGAAAUGCUCCAACACCAGAGGGCAGUUGAUGUUUUCCAUGCUGUAAAAACACUGCGGAACAAUAAGCCAAAUAUGGUGGACCUUUUGGAUCAAUACAAAUUCUGCUAUGAAGUGGCUUUAGAAUAUUUAAAUUCUGGAUGACUGCGUUAAUGCUAUGAAUAAGCAAACAGAGACAAAAACGUUCACCUCCAUCUCUACCAUGAACAAUGCGAAUUGUUCCUUGAUAUUUGUGUAUAUAAAAUGAAGACUUCAGUGUUCUGCUUAUUUUGCUUUCAUAUAAUUGGCUCUUUUUUAAGAGCUGGAGAAAAGUGUUUCAGAAACUGCUUGCACUGCCUUUUUCCUACUGUGAUGCUGAUGUUUUGACACAUGGACGCAUCUUGAAGUUUAUGGAUUCCACAUCCUCAAAUACCAAGCAGUCUGAUCGAAGCAAUGUAUUCAGUUGACAAAUGAAAGAGCACAAUUACAAUCUCAUGAAGGGAUUUGUACUCUUCUGUUUUAUUGGAUUGACUUUGUUAUUGUCAUACCUACAGUAGUGUUGAUUUUUGUUCUGUGGAAACUGCAGCCCAGCACUAAAACAUAUCAUUUCAGUUAUGUUUGUUCCCUAAUGUGUUUAAAAAAAAAAAAAAAAAAAAAACCAAUAUCUGUAUCUUCUCUGUUUUUAAAAUUGCAAUUUUCACAGGUUACCCCUUUGUUGAAUUAUUAUUACUUUAUUUGUAUAAUUUCGGAAGAAAUAAGAAAUGAAUUUGCAAAAAAAAGUUCAGGAUAAAUAAAUUGUCUAUCCAAAGCG
Bombina bombina (fire-bellied toad) is the source of this 5544-nucleotide messenger RNA. RefSeq names its product protein tyrosine phosphatase receptor type M (gene PTPRM). The transcript is spliced from 34 exons. Lineage: Eukaryota; Metazoa; Chordata; Amphibia; Anura; Bombinatoridae. Gene Ontology annotation, biological process: protein dephosphorylation. Gene Ontology annotation, molecular function: protein binding; protein tyrosine phosphatase activity. Gene Ontology annotation, cellular component: membrane. Bases 411 to 4898 code for a protein of 1495 amino acids. The record is from RefSeq and is a predicted model, not a curated record.